CCCGCCCCGCCCCCGCCGAGACCCCGACCCCGGCCCCACGGGCGGACACUCGGCCGGGCAGCCGCGGGCCGAGCGCAGCCGCCUCCGCCACCGAUGCGCCUGGUGGCCAGACUCCAAGUGGGACCGGCGGACACGCAGCCUCGCGUGUCAGGGGAAGCUGAUGGAGAAUCGAGCUCUGGAUCCAGGGACUCGGGACUCCUAUGGUGCCACCAGCCACCUCCCCAACAAGGGGGCCCUGGCGAAGGUCAAGAACAACUUCAAAGACUUGAUGUCCAAACUGACGGAGGGCCAGUAUGUGCUGUGCCGGUGGACAGAUGGCCUGUACUACCUCGGGAAGAUCAAGAGGGUCAGCAGCUCUAAGCAAAGCUGCCUCGUGACUUUCGAAGAUAAUUCCAAAUACUGGGUCCUAUGGAAGGACAUACAGCAUGCCGGUGUUCCAGGAGAGGAGCCCAAGUGCAACAUCUGCCUAGGGAAGACAUCAGGGCCGCUGAAUGAGAUCCUCAUCUGCGGGAAGUGUGGCCUGGGUUACCACCAGCAGUGCCACAUCCCCAUAGCGGGCAGUGCUGACCAGCCCCUGCUCACACCUUGGUUCUGCCGACGCUGCAUCUUCGCACUGGCUGUGCGGAAAGGCGGCGCGCUGAAGAAGGGCGCCAUCGCCAGGACGCUGCAGGCCGUGAAGAUGGUGCUGUCCUACCAGCCCGAGGAGCUCGAGUGGGACUCGCCCCAUCGCACCAACCAGCAGCAAUGCUACUGCUACUGCGGCGGGCCCGGAGAAUGGUACCUGCGGAUGCUGCAAUGUUACCGGUGCAGGCAGUGGUUCCACGAGGCCUGCACCCAGUGCCUUAAUGAGCCCAUGAUGUUUGGAGACCGGUUUUACCUGUUCUUCUGCUCCGUGUGUAACCAGGGCCCAGAGUACAUCGAGAGGCUGCCCCUGCGAUGGGUGGAUGUGGUUCACCUGGCCCUCUAUAAUCUGGGGGUACAGAGCAAGAAGAAGUACUUUGACUUUGAGGAGAUUCUGGCCUUUGUCAACCACCACUGGGAGCUCCUGCAGCUUGGCAAGCUCACCAGCACCCCAGUGACAGAUCGAGGACCGCAUCUCCUCAACGCUCUGAACAGUUAUAAAAGCCGGUUCCUCUGCGGCAAGGAGAUCAAGAAGAAGAAGUGCAUCUUCCGCCUGCGCAUCCGCGUCCCACCCAACCCGCCAGGGAAGCUGCUGCCUGACAAGGGACUGCUGCCAAAUGAGAACAGCGCCUCCUCUGAGCUGCGUAAGAGAGGAAAGAGCAAGCCUGGUUUGUUGCCUCACGAAUUCCAGCAGCAGAAAAGGCGAGUUUAUAGAAGAAAAAGAUCAAAGUUUUUGCUGGAAGAUGCUAUUCCCAGUAGUGACUUCACCUCAGCCUGGAGCACCAACCACCACCUGGCUAGCAUAUUUGACUUCACGCUGGAUGAAAUUCAAAGUUUAAAAAGUGCCAGCUCAGGCCAGACCUUCUUCUCAGAUGUCGACUCCACCGACGCUGCCAGCACCUCUGGCUCUGCCUCCACCAGCCUCUCCUAUGACUCCAGAUGGACAGUGGGCAGCCGAAAGAGGAAGCUGGCAGCCAAGGCAUACAUGCCCCUGCGGGCAAAGCGGUGGGCAGCUGAGCUGGAUGGACGCUGCCCCUCGGACAGCAGUGCAGAGGGGGCUUCAGUCCCCGAGCGGCCAGACGAAGGCAUUGACAGCCACACAUUUGAGAGCAUCAGUGAAGAUGACUCAUCCCUGUCCCACCUCAAGUCAUCUAUCACCAACUACUUUGGUGCAGCUGGGCGGUUGGCCUGUGGGGAGAAGUACCAGGUGUUGGCUCGGAGGGUCACACCUGAAGGCAAGGUUCAGUACCUGGUGGAGUGGGAAGGGACCACCCCUUACUGACUAGCCCCCGGGGGUGCCAGGGGUCCUGAAAACCAAAGGAGGAGCAGCAGAAGCCAUAGGCUCCCCAGCUUUCUCCAGGCUGGGAUGGGAGAAGGAAGCAGGACAGAGCUGCAAGUGCCUGGCAGAACGCCCUGCCUGCCUGCCUGCCAGGCCAAGGCCUGCGUCUCUCUGCUGUACCAGCUCUGUUCCAGGGCCUCCUCAGGCUCGUUACCCCUGUGCCUGUGUCUCUACACACUCCACACCCCCUCAAACUCUGUUUAUCUGUUCUCUGACCUUGUGUCCCCUGCUCUGGGACCCUUCCUCCUGAGGCCCAGGUCUUUGUCCCCAGUUGCGUGCCUUGAUCUCUCUCGCCCCUUUUUGGGUGUGUUCGCACAUCCUGUGUGUGCACAGCUGUCCCUCCACUGGAUCCCCUUCAUACGUGACCCGUGGGGCAGCCAGUCCUCCCAGGGACUACAUAACAGGCACCUUUGAGAGAGCAUGGGAGAAGGUGGAUAAGAGGAUGCUGCUCAGUGCUUUUCUCUUCCACUUUCCUGCCACUCCCCACUGCUCUCGGAGAGAGGUGGUGGGAUGGGAGAAAGCCCCUGUGAAAGCCUGUGAGGAUCUGAAGAGUGAAGGGCUGGGUCUGCCUCAGAAGGCACCAGCACCAGGGCCCAGGUAUUAAGGCUGAGAGUGAAGGCUGCCAGUGUCAGCUUUGGAGGUCCCAGAAGUCUUCUGUUCCCUGGCCACACCCCCUCAGUCACCAUAGAGCUGGGCCUGGCCUUGCUGGAAUGGAGGCAUCCUUCCAAACCUGGGGGACGGGGGUGGGGGGUGGUAGUGGUGGGAGGGAAACCAUGUCGUGCUAAACCUGUUUCUGGUGCCUCCCACCCCCAGACCCACCAGACACCACACAGCAGACAAUACACACCCACUCGCACAAGCUUCCAUCCACAUGUGUUGUACUUUCAGUUCUAGGCACGCAGACAACCCCACACGGCCACACCACCACAUGCCCAAGUGUACACACACACAGCCACACAGUCCCUCUCGGCCUGCUGGCUCCUCCCUUGGCUUUCCCUUGGCCCACUUCCAGGGCCCAGGUGCUGCAACUAAAUGUGAAAGCUCAGUGGCCGCUCCUUCUUUCAGCCCAUCAACCAGCAUUGGUCCCAUAGGGAAGCACAGGGGACUCAUCCUCUUUCAUAUCCCUUGCCCUGCCCUGAAAUGGACAAUCACUUUUUGGGAUAGGUUGAAAUUUUUAAAGGGCCUGCAUCAUUCAGUUCCCUCAAAGGGAAGCCCUUGCCAGUGGGGGUUUGAAAGAGAAUUUUUGGAACCAACAUUCAAAUUCUGCCUCAUCUGGAGGGAAACCAAAAUUGGGAGGGGGAAGAGGACCCCUCAUGUUUUGCUGCUUCCAGAGAUAUUAGAAACUGACUCACUUGAUUGGAAAAUGGACAAAAGUGCCUUGACGUGGAGGGUGGGCACCAGAUGGGGACCAGCCUUGCCAACUGCUGCUGUGGCCUCCAGCUUGGCUGGUUUUGCAGGCCGCCAGCAGGAAGGCGAAGGUGGUAGUACAGCAAGAGGCACUGGCGGGGCAGCAGGCCUGCAGGAGCUGUUUUUCCAUUGCUAGGCCUGACCCCUCUCUACCUGUGAGCGUUCAGGGGGUCCCCUGAGAUAGUUUAGAUGCCCCCCCGAUCUUAGACCUCAGCUCCCACAGUGCCUUUUAAGGGGGACCUCACCUCCUGUGCACAGCCCACCCACUUUCCUCUGCUUCCCUGGCACAGCCCAGGCAUAGACGAGCUGGCGUUGGACCCAGUUCUUCCCCCUUCUCAGCCCCACAGCUGCUGCCACAGGGGCCAACUGGGGCCAGGUGGAAGGGGAGCUGAGAAGCCAACCCCUAGCCCAGGGGUGCUGUGGGAACUGGGAUCCAAUUUGUAGCUUCCUGCCUGGCUUCAGAGAGCCCAGCAACCUUCUAGGCCUGCUUUCCAGACUUCUGAGAUAGCCUGGGACGAGCAAUCCUGUUACAGUACAUCUGGACCUUCCCUACCUGGGCUCUGGGGAGGCUCUGGGCUUGGAGAGGGAAAAGGAGGGAGGGGGUGUCUGCACCACCUGGGAAGAUAGCACAAGGCCUAAUGAGGUCACCCUGACUCCCCACCCCAGCAUUUCAUUCAUACCAGAUAAUAGCUGCAUUACUGCCAACUGACCUUAUAACCCUCUGCACCUUCAAAAAGAUUCAUGGUUUUUAAUUGCUGCUUUUAAUAACAUUUGUUAAAGUUAUAA
Molecule: messenger RNA, 4153 nt
Organism: Gorilla gorilla gorilla (western lowland gorilla)
Lineage: Eukaryota; Metazoa; Chordata; Mammalia; Primates; Hominidae
Gene: PHF19
Product: PHD finger protein 19
Exons: 15
Coding region: 161-1903 (580 amino acids)
Biological process (GO): negative regulation of gene expression, epigenetic
Cellular component (GO): nucleus
Molecular function (GO): chromatin binding; DNA binding
Source: RefSeq, a predicted model, not a curated record